UACUCUGGCAUGUCUGAGUUUUGUAUCUUCCCUGCAGUGACCUCUGAUAAGGUUAAAGUCUUGCUAUGAUUAUAACUUCCUGGAAGAACAUGGUCAUUUGAGGACCUAAAGACUUUCUGGCAUGACUGUAGUCUGUAUGGUGGUUGACCACCUGAGAAAAACACAAUCAUGUCUGUUUUGAAAUCAAAUCAAAAUCAUACAGUCAAAUUGCCCAUUGUUAACUUAAACUACAGUAAUAAAUGUCAUUGCAAGUAUAGCCAAGGUCAGGAUUUUGCCCCAGCCUCUUUGGUCAGAUCAAGAGUAUUCUCUGACAAAGGCAGGAUCAAAUUCGAUGUGAGCCGUGUUAUUUCAACAGCUGCAUCAUUGAACCAAGGAUAAGCAGAUGCUUGUGUUCUCAAUCAAAAAGGACAUACAUUAACUUUCAGUGACCAUGCAUGAUCCCGACAAGUGAUACCUGACAUUUCAAUCUACUUUGCCUUCAGUGGCAAGUUGUGUCAAUUGGCUAACUCGGAUGAAAGACAGGUUACACCUCUGAAGUGAAAACGUCAUGUGUAUUGAUCCUGAAGCAAGGUUUUCUUCAUUCUUUGAAUAAGUUGAGGACUCUGAUAACAUAAGGAGCGUUUUCUAAAAAUGUAACAAGUUUUGCUGUGACAUUAUGUUUCGAAAAAAAAUAAAUAACGGACAUGAGUAUCAGGAGAUACGACUCAUACAAGCUGAAGCUUGUCAUUGCCAGGAUGUUAGGGUUGAUCUUGACAAAAAAGAAGGGACCGUGAACUUCGAUGCUGCAAGCCACACCCCUGCGAGCAUUGCAGACAGAAUUGAUGACAUGGGUUUUGUCGCCAAGGUCAAACACAAGGACAAAAGGUCAACUGACAGUCAGACUGUUGUUAACAUUGUUGGCAUGACAUGCCAGUCCUGUGUGAAAAAUAUUGAGGGUAACAUAUCAGGCAAAAGUGGUGUACGAAGCAUUGUUGUUUCCCUGGAGAAGAAAAUGGCCACCGUUUCCUAUGAUCCAUUCCUGACUACUCCACAAGCCGUCUGUGAUGCAAUUGAUGACAUGGGGUUCGAAGCUGCGCUUAAUCAAACAGUGCUGAUUUCUGUCGAGGGUAUGACUUGUCAGUCGUGUGUUCGUAACAUCGAAGGCAUGAUCUCGACAAAGCCGGGCGUGGUGUCAAUCAAGGUCUCACUUGAAGACAAGGAAGCUGGAAUAGUUUACAAUCCGUUGGAAAGCUCGCCGGAAAAAUUACGGGAUUCUAUCGAUGAUAUGGGAUUUGAUGCAUCUUUAAAUGAGAAAUCAGCUGCACCUGGUGCCUGUGUUUGUACUUGCACUGUCAGCAUUGUUGGCAUGACAUGUAACUCUUGUGUGAAAAAUAUCGAGGGGAUGAUUUCUGGGGUGGAAGGUGUGAAAAAAAUAUCAGUGUCGCUUGAUAAGGCACAGGGUGUUGUGGACUAUGACCCGAAAGUAAUAUCAGCCGAAGUGAUUGCGGAUAAAAUCGAUGAUAUGGGAUUUGAAUCUAAGGUAAUCAACCCAGGGUCUGAACCUAAGGGACCCGGUGUACAAGAGACUGUGAUAAGCAUAUCAGGUAUGACAUGCAACUCGUGUGUGAAAAGUAUCGAGGGGAAAAUGGCGGAUUUUAGAGGUGUACAGAGCGUGAAAGUUGUGCUAGCAGAGGGACGAGGCUACUUCCAGUACGACCCGAACUUGGUGAAACCGCAGGAGUUAGCAGAUGCUGUGGAUGACAUGGGAUUUGAUGCAGCUUUACCUGACAAUUCUGUUGAUCUCCUGGAGCAGUCCAUCGGGAAGUUGGUCGACAACUCACAUUCAAGGACGCCAAAACCCAGUACAUCUGACCCCCUUGUUGAGAUAAGCCUUGGACUUGAGCUCCCUUCUCAUACAAUUUCAAGGAAAUCCUCGCCGGAGGAAGAUGAAGAUGCCAGACGAGAUUAUCGCAUCCAGGUGGCGUCGAGCGAUGACGAAUUGGAGAAGGUUCACCUGAAAGUGACCGGGAUGACGUGUGCAUCAUGCGUGGCCAACAUUGAGAGACAUCUCAUGAAAGUAGAAGGGGUGAAGUCUGUGCUGGUUGCAUUGAUGGCCCAGAAGGCUGAAGUGAAGUAUGACCCAGCAUAUAUCAUGCCCUCUCAAGUCGCCUAUCAGAUAAUGGAGCUUGGAUUUGAUGCUACAGUCUUGGAGAGUGAGACUGCGGGCCAAGGAACUGUGGAAUUGUCGAUUACUGGUAUGACAUGUUCCUCAUGCGUCCACCUGAUUGAGUCCUCACUGAUGAAGAAGCGAGGUAUACUGUCCGCCUCGGUAGCCCUAGCCACUCAGAAAGGGCGAGUCACUUAUGAGACAGAGUUAACUGGGCCAAGGGAUGUUAUAGCUUUGAUUAAUGGAAUGGGAUUUGAGGCAUCUCUUCUGGCAGAUGAUGUCAAGGAUUGUGGGAAUUCAGAGUACAAGCGGCAGAUCAGACAAUGGAAGCGCUCAUUCCUAUUCUCACUGGUGUUUGGUGUGCCAGUCAUGUUCAUCAUGAUGUACUUCAUGUUCACCAAGAUGGCCGCCAUGAAGGCCAUUUCUGCCGCGGCAAAUCAUUCGUCAAACUCCACAUCCGAGAUGUAUCAUCCCCCAAUGAUCUGUCUGGGCCUGUCCUUGGAAAAUCUACUUAUGUUUUUACUGGCCACUCCGGUUCAGUUCAUCGGGGGCCGCUAUUUCUAUAUCCAAGCUUACAAAGCAAUGCGUCAUGGUGCCACAAACAUGGACGUAUUGAUUGUCAUGGCGACAACAUUAGCAUAUUCGUAUUCAGUAUUAAUCGUUAUAAUCGCCAUUGCGCUGAAAAUGGAUGUCAGUCCGAAGACGUUCUUUGAGACGACCCCUAUGUUGAUGGUGUUCAUCUCCCUUGGACGAUGGCUGGAACAUGUGGCCAAGGGGAAAACGUCAGAGGCGUUGACAAAGUUAAUGAAUCUGAAAGCAACGGAGGCUCGAUUAGUCACAUUCGACAAGGCGGGGAACGUAGAAAGUGAAAAGAAUAUUAGCAUUGACCUCGUCCAGAGAGGUGACUCCCUCAAGGUCGUUCCAGGGGAGAAGAUACCGGUCGAUGCCAAAGUCAUUGAUGGGUCGUCUACCUGUGAUGAAUCGCUGAUUACCGGCGAGUCCAUGCCCGUGCCAAAACAGAUUGGAUCAUCUGUGAUCGGCGGCUCCCUGAACCAACGCGGCAUGUUGAUCCUCGAAGCCACUCAUGUUGGAGCUGAAAGUGCCCUAUCCCAGAUUGUCAAGCUUGUUGAGGAAGCGCAGACAUCAAAGGCUCCAAUUCAACAACUCGCUGACAAAAUAGCUGGCUAUUUCGUUCCUAUCGUUUGUGGGUUGUCAGCCCUGACAUGCGUGAUCUGGGUCAUCAUCGGCUACAUUAGUAUUUAUGCCAUUGAUCACAACUAUAUGGAAGGUGAAGGAAGGAAUCGCCAUGAGAUCAUCUUUGAGCAUGCGUUCAAGUUUGCUAUCACCGUCCUGUCGAUCGCCUGUCCCUGUUCUCUCGGUCUCGCCACCCCCACGGCUGUCAUGGUGGGAACUGGAGUAGGGGCUACGAAUGGUAUACUCAUAAAGGGUGGUGAACCCUUGGAGAAUGCACACAAAGUGAAAAGCAUUGUGUUUGACAAAACUGGUACCGUUACCCAUGGAGUGCCAAAGAUGUCCAAACUGUCUGUGUUCUGUUCACCCAAAUUCCUCACGAUGCACCAAGUGCUUGCGAUCAUUGGAACCGCUGAAGCCAGUUCUGAACACCCCAUUGCUAAUGCCAUUGUCACAUAUGUCAAAAAUGCUUUGAGGAUAACCACCCUUGGAAAGACGGUGGAUUUCCAGGCUGUUCCUGGCUGUGGUCUGAAGUGCCAAGUGACCAAUGUUGAAACUGUUUUUGACAACUCACCACGGGAGACAGACAAUAAUGUUGGCAUCAAUGGUGCCUUCGUGGGAUAUGAUGUGGCCAUCGAUGGGGUGGUGGUCGAUCAUGGCAAAGCGGUCGAACGACUUCUCCCUCUCUCUUCUCCACCUAUCGUUGCUGGCACCACCGCCCCUGUCCAGUAUAACGUUCUGAUCGGGAAUCGUGAAUGGAUGACAAGAAAUGGUCUUCAAGUGACUGAGGAGGCCAACGAAACCAUGACAUUACAAGAAGAACAGGGAGAAACUGCUAUACUCUGUUCAAUCAAUGGAGUGGUGGUUGCUAUGCUAUCUGUUGCUGAUACAGUGAAGCCGGAGGCCCAUCUUGCAAUCUACACUCUGAAGCAGAUGGGCUUAGAAGUGGCUCUACUCACUGGUGACAACAGAAAAACGGCCAAAGCAAUUGCAAGACAGGUUGGAAUCACGAAGGUCUUCGCCGAAGUUCUCCCAUCUCAUAAAGUGGCCAAGGUCAAACAGUUACAAGAGAACGGGCAAUGCGUUACCAUGGUUGGGGAUGGUGUCAAUGAUUCACCGGCCCUAGCCCAGGCUAAUGUGGGCAUAGCUAUUGGGACGGGCACUGAUGUGGCCGUGGAGGCGGCUGACGUCGUCCUUAUCAGGAAUGACCUUGUUGAUGUUGUAGCAGCCAUGUUGCUCUCCAAGAUGACAGUGAGGCGGAUCAGGAUCAACUUCGUUGCAGCGACCAUCUACAACCUGAUAGGAAUCCCGAUAGCCGCUGGCAUCUUCAUGCCGCUCGGUUUAGAGCUGCAACCAUGGAUGGCCUCGGCUGCAAUGGCCGCAUCAUCGGUUUCUGUUGUAAUGUCCUCUUUACUGUUAAAAUUGUAUAAAAAGCCAUCGCGGGAGAGUCUCCUGACCCACCAAUAUCAUAAAAACUAUGUCGAGGAACAAACGCACCCGCUACAGAUUGAUGUGUACCGUGGUGUGAGAGAGGUUCACCAGGAAGUCAAGGGCAGUAUGCGUGGCAGUAUCAAGGCCAGCAUCGGAAGCUUCAUCUCCAAGUUGAGUGGCGGCAGUGCAGGAAGUGGGAAAAAGAUCAUUUACGAAUCGAUAAAGACAAGUCUAUUGGCGGGAUCGGAAUCUGAGGAUGAUAAUGUUCAGUUUGAAUCUACAUUUUUGUAAUACUGUGCCGGACGAAUUUUUUUUUGUGUGUUUGUAUUCGAUUUAUCAUUCUGAUUGUGAAUAACAUUGGAAGAGAUUGGAUUCACAGUAUCAUGUAAUGAGGAAAAGGGGUAAAAUAGGGCCUAAGGUUCGAAGUGAUAAUUGUGUGAAACAAAUGACGUUCCAAAACAAUUUGAUGUCCGAUGCUAUCGGUUAAACAGCCAAGGUUCCACUUCGCAAAUCAUGAAAAAAUGGCAUUGUCAUAAUUUAUUACAAAAUUUUACUAUAUUCAGACAGUUUUGGUGCCAAUGUGUUUUUUCUUUUUCCUCAAUCAUGAAGAGUGGUUUCAGACAGUUAUUGAUGAUAUGUAUUAGAUUGAAUUAAUAAUUCAAUGUAUAUUCAAUUUUUCUAGUAUUUCUGUGUUGAGCAGUAUGAAUCUACUAUUAGACGCACCGACUUUAAUCUACCAGUAUUUCUAUCAACUUUACCAUAUGCAUAUGCCACUAGGCACUAUCAUUUCUGAGCUACCUGUGUGAGGAUUUAAGUUUUUCUUAUCUCAUUACUUUCUCACCUUCAUUGAAAAUGUUCGACCUUUCUUACAUGUACAUGUAUUAUAGCUUCAAAGAAGCGUCUUGUAUUAAUUUUGUAUCUUUUGAACACAACUUCAUCUUCUCCUUUACCACUCGGUAGUAUUACACAUUCGGUAUCAGUGUUCAGGUUCUGUGUUAAUCUAUAACCCUUUAUUAGCAAGGCUGUUAUUGCAAUGAAUGUAUUCAAUGAGAAAAUAACCUGGUGCCCAAUUUGGUUAGAAAAUCUGAGGGUUGUGAUAAUAAGAGAAACUAAAAAAUGUGCAUGGGAUUAAAUUUUUAAAGUUCUAAAUUUCAAAGCUCUAGUCACCAGGUAUAAAUGUCAUUUUUUGUGGCAAAUAGGGUGCAGCAAGGUGCAUAUGAAAUUAUUCAGAAUUUCCAUGAUAUUUGACAAAAAUGGUGCCCUGUAAGUUGAAUUUCUUGGCAUAAUGACACACCAUUAUGGCUUUGUAAGAAAUGUUUAAGUGUUAAUUAUUUUAUUAAGAAUAUAGGUGAAAUCAUGUGAAUAAAUGGACUAAAAUAUA
This is a messenger RNA of Lineus longissimus, 6149 nucleotides long. RefSeq names its product copper-transporting ATPase 1-like. Lineage: Eukaryota; Metazoa; Nemertea; Pilidiophora; Heteronemertea; Lineidae. Gene Ontology annotation, molecular function: ATP hydrolysis activity; ATP binding; P-type divalent copper transporter activity. The transcript is spliced from 19 exons. The record is from RefSeq and is a predicted model, not a curated record. The coding region runs from base 656 to 5059 and encodes 1467 amino acids. Gene Ontology annotation, cellular component: trans-Golgi network; plasma membrane. Gene Ontology annotation, biological process: copper ion import; copper ion homeostasis.